CCGAAAUUAUUGGAUCGUAUUGGCUUCCGACUUGAACUUGCCUCGUGCGGUUAGUCAACUUUCGUAUGCCUUUCGCAGCCAACACAAAUCGUGCUGGCGGCAAGCAUGGCUACCGAAGCUGGAAUGGAAGCUGUGGCUUGCGACGAGAAUUUAGACGAGGAUGGCAAAGAUAGCCCAAGUACCCCAAUUGAGGCAGUUCCUGCGACCAGUUCGACGGCAGACGACUACGCCUAUCGGUCUCCAAGUGGUGCAGAUGUCUUCAAGUGGCACCAAGGUCGCAUCCAUGACAACCAAGUCAAAGUUUGGACGGGCACAAAGCGACUGGAGCGGGAUGGUUCCACGGAGGAGACCGAGCUGGUGGAAUCUCUGCGGAAGAGUAGAGCCGACACUCUGGGCCGCGUCGGGUCGCUCAGACCCAUCGAUGUCUUACAAGCCCUGUGGGACGACCAGGAGAAGAGAGUCGUCGUGACCAAGCACAAGGUGUGCCACAAGGUAGGUGGUGACCAGACAGCCAAGCAGAACAAGAGGCAAGAAGUGAACAAGUUGUCAACUAAAUAUUGA
Molecule: messenger RNA, 561 nt
Organism: Dermacentor silvarum
Lineage: Eukaryota; Metazoa; Arthropoda; Arachnida; Ixodida; Ixodidae
Exons: 4
Coding region: 106-561 (151 amino acids)
Source: RefSeq, a predicted model, not a curated record